AUGAAGAUGAAGAAAAUUGUAAGAGGAGCAGAAAAAUAUAAACAAAUCAAAGAGAUCCGCGAGAGUACCGGGGCCCAAGUCCAGGUGGCGGGGGAUAUGCUGCCCAACUCCACCGAGCGGGCCAUCACCAUUGCUGGCGUGCCGCAGUCUGUCACCGAGUGUGUCAAGCAGAUCUGCCUGGUCAUGCUGGAGACGCUCUCCCAGUCUCCGCAAGGGAGAGUCAUGACCAUUCCGUACCAGCCCAUGCCGGCCAGCUCUCCAGUCAUCUGCGCGGGCGGCCAAGAUCGGUGCAGCGACGCUGCGGGCUACCCCCAUGCCACCCAUGACCUGGAGGGACCACCUCUAGAUGCCUACUCGAUUCAAGGACAACACACCAUUUCUCCGCUCGAUCUGGCCAAGCUGAACCAGGUGGCAAGACAACAGUCUCACUUUGCCAUGAUGCACGGCGGGACCGGAUUCGUCGGAAUUGACUCCAGCUCUCCAGAGGUGAAAGGCUAUUGGGCAAGUUUGGAUGCAUCUACUCAAACCACCCAUGAACUCACCAUUCCAAAUAACUUAAUUGGCUGCAUAAUCGGGCGCCAAGGUGCCAACAUUAAUGAGAUCCGCCAGAUGUCCGGGGCCCAGAUCAAAAUUGCCAACCCAGUGGAAGGCUCUUCUGGUAGGCAGGUUACUAUCACUGGUUCUGCUGCCAGUAUUAGUCUGGCCCAAUAUCUAAUCAAUGUCAGGCUUUCUUCUGAGAAGGGCAUGGGGUGCAGCUAGAACAGUGUAGGUUCUCUCAUAACCCUUUCUGCUGUUUUCCCAUGAUCCAACUGUGUAAUUUCUGGUCAGUGAUUCCAGGUUUUAAAUAAUUUGUAAGUGUUCAGUUUCUCCACAACUUUAUCAUCCGCUAAGAAUUUAAAAAUCACAUUCUCUGUUCAGCUGUUAAUUCUGGGAUCCAUAUUUAGUUUUAUAAGCUUUUCCCUGUUUUUAGUUUUGUUUUGGGUUUUUGGCUCAUGAAUUUUAUUUCUGUUUGUCGAUAAGAAAUGUAAGAGUGGAAUGUUAAUAAAUUUCAGUUUAGUUCUGUAAUGUCAAGAAUUUAAGAAUUAAAAAAUGGAUUGGUUAAAAAAAAAAGA
Molecule: messenger RNA, 1112 nt
Organism: Dama dama (fallow deer)
Lineage: Eukaryota; Metazoa; Chordata; Mammalia; Artiodactyla; Cervidae
Product: poly(rC)-binding protein 1-like
Exons: 2
Coding region: 1-759 (252 amino acids)
Biological process (GO): positive regulation of transcription by RNA polymerase II
Cellular component (GO): nucleus; nucleoplasm; cytoplasm
Molecular function (GO): single-stranded DNA binding; mRNA binding
Source: RefSeq, a predicted model, not a curated record